CUGAAUGCUAACAAUAGAGCGAUCUCAGGACAAAGAGCCCGAUACUUUAGUGGAUCAGAAAUAAUUGGAACGAAAAACAGCGAGCACUACUCGUGUGAAGGCUAUGGAAUAAUAGGGAUUCCUAGGUAUUCAUAUUGAACUCGACAAGGCAUUCUGCACGCCGUAAGAAACUGACAUUGAAUCAUGACGUCCAGUAUCGCCCAACCCAACAACACUCUUUACGUCUCAAAUAUUGAUUGGAAGGUUAAAAAACCUUUGUUGCGUCGAGCACUAUACUCGUUGAUGACACGGCAUGGGAAGGUAAGUCGCUCGUUUCCUUCUCAAUAGAGAUAUUAUUUAAGAUCUUUCACAUAGUUAACGACAACGAUUAUUUCAAAUAGAAUGCAUGGUCUCAACUGCCAAGUUACUGCUCAUUCUUACUAUUCGUCUUGCCGGGAUUUCACAAUGCCGCCACAACAUCUGCACGAUUCCGUAUCAAAUAGGUCUUGGACAUUAUUGCGCUGAGAAAGGACGGCCUCCGGGGACAGGCGUUUGUAGUUUUCGAUGACGUUCAAGCGGCGACGGCUGCGCUACAAACGGAACAGGGAUUCACCUUUUUUGGGAAAGACCUCAAGCUGGCUUUUGCAAAAGAAAAAUCCGAUCGAAUCGCAAAAAGAGAUGGAACUUACGUUCCCCGAGCGAAGAGGAGAAAGAGGGAAGUGAAUUCCGCUGCUGACGGUGGGGAAGAAUUGACGGAAGCGGCAGGGAAGAACACAGAGCAGGCCAAUCUAGAUUCUGCUGGGGCACCACCACCACCUUCGUCCGGUGCUCCUACAGCAAAAGUAGCUACUACUAGUGCAACACAACAACAGCCGACUCAUAUCCUCUUUGCUGAAAACUUGCCCUCGGAAUGCAAUGAGAUGAUGCUGGCUAUGUUAUUUCGACAGGUAAGAUUGAGUUAUGAGACGAUCUGGGGUUCCAAUGGUUGGACCGUUUAGUUGAACGUUUGAUUUUUGAAGUACGUGGGUGUGGUAUAUACGUAUGAUUGCUUCGCCUAUGACUCUAAUGCUCACAAAAAUGCUGUAAUUCAUUAUUCGUUAACGCGUGACUUGUAUCAGUAUUCUGGCUUCAAGGAAGUCCGGAUCCCUCGUCCAGGUUUGGCAUUUAUUGAAUUUGAUACAGAACCUCAUGCAACACUAGCAUUGGAACGAUUGAACGGCUUCAAAUUGACCACCGCAGACGCCCUAACACUUACAUACGGGAAGGCAUAGUAAAAUUUCACGGAGGAUGAAAUACUGUACCUUCAGCACUGUUUUGCACCCAGACUUUAUAGCAUAUUUACUACACGAAGAAGCGAAAUAGUUUUAUUGCAAGGACUAGUCGCUGAGGGAGUCAAAUCCCGUUCACUUUUUGUAAAAAUUUGAUGCCAAUUAUUCUGCUACAAGGUAAUGCUUUCAUAAUUUUAGAUCCAGAUACGUCUAUGUCUUCUCAAUGAGCAAAAAGACUUGAGCUGGUAUAUUUCUACGUGACAACAUUUUUAUCCAGCGUUGUCCACAAAUAAUUUUGCUUUGCAGUUGAAAAAGAACAUCUAGUGGCCACACAAUAAUAUAAAUCAUAUGAA
Molecule: messenger RNA, 1600 nt
Organism: Pseudo-nitzschia multistriata
Lineage: Eukaryota; Bacillariophyta; Bacillariophyceae; Bacillariales; Bacillariaceae
Source: the annotation of a GenBank genome assembly